This is a messenger RNA of Bacillus rossius redtenbacheri, 1624 nucleotides long. Its product is annotated as piercer of microtubule wall 1 protein. Gene Ontology annotation, cellular component: axonemal microtubule. The transcript has 3 exons. Gene Ontology annotation, biological process: axoneme assembly. The record is from RefSeq and is a predicted model, not a curated record. NCBI's taxonomy places the organism in Eukaryota, Metazoa, Arthropoda, Insecta, Phasmatodea, Bacillidae. Bases 1176 to 1499 code for a protein of 107 amino acids.
CCAUCCUUCACGAUCUACAAAAAAUACAGUAUCAGUGUAGCUAUUUUAAUGGAUUAUAAUGGAAAAUAAAAUUGUUUUGAAUACUUUAAUAAAAAUGUUUGAUACUAAACAAACAGAAUUCGUAUCUUAAUACGCCAUAAUACUAAAUCAGUGUUUUUUUAUAAGUUAUCUAUCGCCACGUAAUAUAAAUUGUUGUCUCAGCUUUAGUUAUCUCUGGUAGUGAAAAUAUUUUCCAUAAAAAAUUGUCUCUUCCGUUUGAGAUAUUAACCUUCAAAUAUUUUUUAGUAUUUAAAUUUGAAUUUUACGAAUGCGAAUCAUUUGUUAGUAGCUUUAAGCCAAACAUGAGGUACGUUUUUUUGUGUUGAAUAAUAUUCUUAUUUGCUUCCGGAUUGCAGACUGGCUGUGGAAAUUACUGAAGAAGUGACUAGAAAAUGACUUUAGUCUAAAAUAUUAAUUAAUGCCCUACGAAAGGACUAAAGCCGACUUGCUCAGUCGUGACUUCAGGCAAAGAAAAGUACUUCUCUUUUGAUUAACGUGCAAAGUUUUGCUUAGAUUUUGGACUGCAAGAACGCUAUAUUAUGCUGUGACAAAUACGAUCAUUGUGGAAACAUAUAUAAAUAAACGUUUAAAUUGUAAGAGUUGUCGCUUUUCCGUAGAAAAAAAAAUUGAAUAUUGAAGAUGUUUUUUAACACAAGAAAUUAUUAUCUUCACAUAUUUUUUUACAACAUAUAGGUUACUAUUCAAUAAAUGGUAUGCACAUUGGUACUGCAUGAUGUAACAAAUAAUCUGGUAAUUUAAACCACAUUUUAAUCACUGUGGUUGCACAUUUUUAUGUGCAUUGUGUAUUGGUAAUUGUCUACAGUAGGGGUGCCACUCCAAAAAAAAAAAAUUGGGGAGCACCAAGGAUGGAUUUAUACAAUCCCUUGUUUUAUUUCUAAUGAUUCUGUCGAGGUUCAUGCAGAUGUUUUCAAUAACUUCACAUGUAAUCAACUAUUUGACGUUCGCCUGUGAGGUAACUUGGCCACUGCCAUGCUUGUGUCCGGGUAAACAUUGAAUACACACUACUAUUCCAACCACAUGUGAGAAAAAUUGUUUAUCAGCUGCCGUGAACUGAGCCAUUGAGGAAGAUGGGUUUUGAUGCAUGAGCGGAAACAACGCGACCUGCUGACUCUCAGAUGAUGGGGACGAUCCCUGCGCCUCGAGUCGACGUGCCCACGGAGGGCACGACUUCGGAGUUCUACAGAACUGUCAAUUUGCCUCCCCGCUUCGACCACCCAGACUGGUUCCAGGGCUACGGGAGCCAGCGGGACCCGCCGCGCCACCCCUGCUACUACACCACGUCCCUGGACUACGGCUGGUACGCGCCCAGCGUCCACACGGUGCCCACCGCGUUCUUCCCCUUGACGUCGGAGUUCACCCUGCCCCUGAGCAGGGCCGGCAUGUACCGCAACUACUCCCUGAACACGGCGCCGGACCGCUGCCACCACGGGACGUGCUGAGGCCGCACACGUUACCUGUCACAACCUGUACGUUUCUUUUUGAGAUGUAGCUGCAGACAUUUAAAUUUUUGUACAGUUAAUUUUCAUUACGUUUUAGAAAUAAAUAAUUGUUACAUUUGCAACUA